AUGUUUGCGGCUCGUCGUCUUACCGCCGGUGUCCCUCGCGCCUUGUCCCAGAGGGCCCUUUUCCACAGCACGGCGCCCGCUUUUGUUCAGAAGGGAGACGCCAUCCCGGACCUGGAUGUCCUGGUUGAGAACUCGCCCGGCAACAAGGUGAACCUCGCCAAGGAACUCAAGGGCAAGGGCGUCAUCAUCGGUGUGCCUGCUGCGUUCAGCCCCGCCUGCUCUAGCACCCACGUUCCUGGAUUCAUCAACCACCCCAAGCUGAAGGAGGCCGGCCAGGUCUUCGUUGUUGCAGUCAACGACCCUUUCGUCACCAAGGCUUGGGCUACCUCCCUUGACCCCGAGGGCAAGAGCGGCAUUCGCUUCUUGGGCGACCCCAGUGGCAAGUUCUCCGAGGCCCUAGAUGUGACCUUCGACAGCGCUUCCAUCUUUGGAAACAACCGCAGCAAGCGUUACGCCCUCCUUGUCGAGAACGGCAAGGUCAAGGAGGCUUUCGUGGAGCCCGACAACAUCGGUCUUGACGUCUCUGCGGCCGAGAAGGUCUUGGCCUAA
Messenger RNA from Aspergillus welwitschiae, 549 nucleotides. RefSeq names its product peroxiredoxin family protein. Bases 1 to 549 code for a protein of 182 amino acids. The transcript has 5 exons. Gene Ontology annotation, molecular function: thioredoxin peroxidase activity. The record is from RefSeq and is a predicted model, not a curated record. Gene Ontology annotation, cellular component: mitochondrion; cytosol; peroxisome. Gene Ontology annotation, biological process: hydrogen peroxide catabolic process; cellular response to oxidative stress; cell redox homeostasis. NCBI's taxonomy places the organism in Eukaryota, Fungi, Ascomycota, Eurotiomycetes, Eurotiales, Aspergillaceae.